UGUUCAUCUGAGGGGACUUCCCGGUUGCCGUUCGGAUUUUCGUUUAAAAGCGAACGCGGCAUCAUGAUGGCUAUCCAGUUUUACUUUUGACACGCGCUGUAAAGGUGUCAAUUACCAUGAUGAGAUUGUCCUCUUACUUCAUUCACUUAUCGACGUUAUAUGUACUCCUCUUUGGUUUCUUCGAGCAUGCGGUGCUUGCCAUUCCCAUUAACAACACGAAUUUCAUCAAUGCAACCGAUUCUCCGUGUUCAGAGUGCCUAAGAAUUGUCAGCCGAAAGGAAUGGAAUGCCAGGAAACAUCUCAAUUUCGAGAUCAUGCCAAUAAAACCAGUACCGUACGUAGUGAUCCAUCAUGGUGGUAUACCUAAGUACUGUCGGGAUCAGGAGACAUGUUCUGAUAUCGUUAGAACCUAUCAAGAUUUGCAUCUGGAUCAGCGAGGCUGGUGGGACAUUGGAUAUAAUUUCGUCAUUGGCGAAGACGGUAACGUUUACGAGGGUCGCGGUUGGGAUUAUACUGGCGCACAUGCAAUUGGAUACAAUACCCAGAGUAUUGGCAUAUGCAUCAUAGGAGAUUUCACUGACUUUCUUCCGAACGAGGCCGCCCUGAAGGCGUUGAACAAGCUGAUAGCUUAUGGAGUUUUAUUCGGCAAGAUAAAGAAGAAUUACAAUGUGAUUGGUCAUCGACAAGUGCGAGACACGGAAUGCCCAGGCGAAACUUUUUACAAGUUCGUAGUUAAUCUUCCUCGUUGGACUGCAAAUCCAAAACCUAAUAUACGUCUGAUCCCCACAACAAAGUCGAUAAAUAAUACUGUAGAAGAAAACAGCAAUGCGAAUGUUAUUCUAUGAUGACAUUUCUAGAUCCUUGUCAAAUAUAUCGAUCGUAAUUAUAACGAAUAUUAAUUAACGUAACAAAGGAUUGUAAAUAUGACAAAAUUAUUUUAUUUUUACA
Molecule: messenger RNA, 948 nt
Organism: Atta colombica
Lineage: Eukaryota; Metazoa; Arthropoda; Insecta; Hymenoptera; Formicidae
Product: peptidoglycan recognition protein-like
Exons: 3
Coding region: 117-845 (242 amino acids)
Biological process (GO): peptidoglycan catabolic process
Molecular function (GO): zinc ion binding; N-acetylmuramoyl-L-alanine amidase activity
Source: RefSeq, a predicted model, not a curated record